CUGCAGUUGCGUUUUAGUGCACAGUUCCACUGUAGGUACCGGCAACCAUGGAUCUGCUUCCUCUGCAGUUUGCCGCGCCUAGUGUGAUUCCUUCAACUGACCUCACGCGUCCGGUACCGUCAGUCACACUAACAGCGCAUGGCAGUAUCAGCAGAAUAAAGGUAACAGAGGCGGCACUACAGAAAGAUGUUUGCGACGACCACGUCGAGGUUGAAGUCCAUUACUGCGGCCUAAACCUCACGGACCACUACUUGCGCUUGGGUAUAAUAAGGAACAGACUGUUCCCGGUUAUCAUGGGCAGCGAAUGUUCCGGCAUCGUGACACGUGUGGGCAGUGCAGUCACCGAUCUGCAGGAGGGCCAGAAGGUGCUGUGUCUGCAAAUGCAAGGUGGUCUGUUUAGGCAUGUUGUCCACGUCGAACGCAAGUACUGCUUUCCGCUGCCGGAAGAUAUUAGCCUAAAAGAUGCCGUCAGUCUUGGUCUAAACUUCGUUGUGGCCCACUUCUGCCUGUAUAAAUUCGGAUGCCUUGCGAAGGCGGAAAAAGUAUUUAUGCAGUCGGUCGCAGGUGGUGUCGGCACGGCACUCAUCCAGCUUGCUCAGACCGUGGACGAUGUGGAAGUUGUAGGGACAGCUUCAGAAUCAAAGCACGAAAAGCUCCGUUCUCUUGGCGUGAAGCGGGUAUUUCGUCAUGACGACUAUGAAACCGAAAUACUGCAGAAUUACCCUGAAGGUGUUGAUAUCGUGGUAAACACCAAUGGUGGAAGCGAUCUUGAGAAGUGCCUAAAAAUUCUCCGACCUGUCGGGAAGUUGGUACUACUAGGGUCGAACAGCACAGCUACAUACUCAAAAUACACAUCAUGGGGGUUAAUGCGACCUAAAUGGGAUGGCGGAUCGGUGUCCUCUGCGGAUGUAGUUAGUAAAAACUACUGCAUAGCAGGAGUGAACAUUGGCAUGUGGUUAGACCUUCAUCCGGAGGCAGUGCAGCGAUCUCUAAAUGAAAUAUUUAAGCUGUAUUCCAGUGGCAAAAUACAGCCCUGUAUUCAUGUUGUUCUGCCCUUCGAAGAUGUGGCUGAAGGCAUGACGCAAUUAUGCAGACGUGAGAACUUGGGAAAAGUGAUUCUGGAGGUCAAGCAGAAGACAGCUGAGACACCAGCUGUGGAAGUUGAAACUGCGGUAGAGCCACAGCCAGGAGCAGUGGAGGAGGCAAAAGCUGACCCAGAAGUUCAGAAGGAAGACUCCGCGCCUCCUGCGGAACCAACGGUGGUCGAACCCACUCACGUGGAACAAGCAGAAGAGACUGCCGCAGAGGAUACGACUGAUGUCAGCGCGCCUUGAUAAGGCGCUGCUGGGAAUUUCAGGCUAUAUGGUGCCGUCAGUACAAAUACUUCAGCUAAAAUUUUAUGGUUUUAAUGGCUCUUCGUAAAACGUUCGACAGCAGCAAUUGCAUAUUAUCCGGUGCUGUAAAUUUAUAAAGCCAAAUAGCAUUUUUAAUGAAGUUAAAUAAUAAACAAAAAUUAAGCUGCGAGUCACUCAAUGUGUGAAACACCCCACCGCACAAACCUCGUGUACUGAACAUGACGUACAGAUCUGUACCGGUUCUCCGAAGGUAACAUGUCAAACUUUAGGCACAGUAAUUUUAACCUGUAAAGCUAGACCAGUGUGUAAACGCAGCCAAGUUACCUUGAGUGUGCAAAACAGGUAAAUGGAUGACACCAUCCGAGUGCUGGGUACUUCAUAAUUUUCAGAUAUUGUUCGUGGUGACAGAACCAUGUAAAUUAACCUACUUUCCUUUGUCCAACUACAUCCAUUUCCGUGUCUGUUCUCCAUCUUGCAGACAUUUUUUCUGAGAUACCGCAAGAUUUUUUCAGAUGACUUUCUUGGACGUUACGUUGCACAUAACGUUGCUUUAAAAAAAAGUUAGUCUUAAAAAUCAAGGAGAAUGCUUUACGACUUGCCAUAGCAUCCUUUAGCUUUUCCGGUAGAAUGAUAAAGGGGUGUCAAAGCAUAUGAGAUUACAGCACCAUUUUGGCAAUUAGACUAACGACAAGAAAGUAAUAUUCUGCUACGUAAUUACUCAGAAUUUCAGUCAGAGCAGCAUAUUUCUUAGCCCAUUUUAGUGGCACUUACUUCCUGGUAGAUUCAUUAAACAAUCUGAGGACAAUCUGAGAAUCUUAGAUAAUAUGAUUACUUUUAACCGAAAAAUAUUUACCGUUACUGCUUAAAACAACUUCGUUUUCGUACCUCAAAUUCUCAAUUUUCACCUUUACUUAUGUAAACAAAUCCUCAAGCUGAGAGGUAUUAAGCCUCUUGCGUUAUUCGUGUUCAUAAAGUAGUAUCAGUAAUGCUGUCUCACUUUUUCUUAGUGUCAGACAUUUGAACUGAAGGCUCUCGGUCGUAUCAUGUUCUUGAGCAUCUUCCUUCAUCUGUUGUAUGUUACUCGUCUAAUCAUUUAACAUUCCAGUUAACGCCCUACCUCUUACUCAUUCCUUCCACUUUCCCUAGAUAGAUAAGAAAUAUCGAGCAUCUACCUUGAUUCAAAUGUUGCAGAGUCACUGGCAUUAUGAAAUUCGUACAAUGAAGUUUGCCCGAUGCGGGAGUACAAAGCAUUCAGGUUUAUUUCCGCUUAAUUUCACUAGAAAUAAAGGGAAAACAAGACCUCUGGAGUUCAAAAGCAAGACUACAUAACGUGUAGCAACGGAGUGUAGUGGCCACAGGAGGUUUGGCCUUCAAUUAGCGUCGUGACGCUCUUUGUGAGCAGAAAGAUAGAGGUCGGAAGACAGUCAAAAACGUCUCGGCUAGAUCAGUUGACGGCUGAAGUGUCUUUGAAUAUGUAACACGUCAUUUUAUUCUCUUUCGCUAGGCAGUCUUGCACAUAAAUGUUAGCAUGCCGUACAUCUCCUUUACAUUUUAAUGACACUGGUUUUGGAAGGGAUACACAGUACAACGUGCCCGACCAAAUUCAUUUUGAUAUGUUUCAGAUUAUUUUGUUCUUCACGUUCAUCAUUCGUUACUGUCUACCUAUCCAGUUUUUUUACAUCCUUGAAAUUAUUUUGAGCCAUAAGGAACUACACAGAACACGCUGACUACCGCGUUGCCAGAGCAAAGCCCCACACCCAAAGCACAUCUUUAACUUUCUUACUAAUACUUUGCACAUGAUAAACCUCAUAUGUCCGUUCUGAAGGCUUCGUUUCCCUCUCCGUAUCAUUUUUGCAGGAAAUCUUCAAUCUGCGAUAUGUUUGCGAAAUAAGUGGUAUCCUUUUCAAAUUUAUAUGCAUCUACGGUUAACCUUAUUGGGUUGUCUCAAAUAUGCAUUAAAAAUAUUUUCAUGUUCCAUGAAGAUAAGACGGCUUAUCUGCAUAUGCAAUACUCCACGCCAACAUUUGUUUCGCUCUUAUUGUUUGAGCCACAAGUCCCUCCUGUAAGGCAUUAAGAAAAUGGAGUAUUGUACCAACCUUGUAUCUGGAGUCAGCAUUCGGUUAUUGGUUGCAGUUCCACUAAUAAGCCGUCAUCACCACAGGACUUCCGUAUCCGUCCAGGCUGCGGUGAGUAUCGGCAGCGAAACCAACGAACAGUAAAUGCGAGGUGUCCUGCACCGGCCGUCGCAUGUGACGCGCCAACUGCCCCCACAGCCACUAACCCGGAUCUCAACAAAUGUCUGCAGUAACCGUGCAUCGAUACAGGUGAUCUCGUAGCUGGUUACAAAGGGGUGGGGUGGAACAGGUUUGUCUUGGAGCGCUGUGCGGAUACGUGGUAGCGGAUCGGUGCUGCUGCAAAGGAAGUCUGAUACUUUGAUAUCAGGUGACCUAGCUGCACUUUGACAAGUCUCAAGCACAAUUCUCCACUAGAAUAAUCAACCAUUCUUAACGUGGAAACUUCGUUACAAAGAUACACCUCACCGCUUUUGAAUUUCCUUUUCAUUUCCGUUAAUGUAUAGUAAUAUUUAAUAUGCUUGUAUGACUAAAUAGGUCUGAUAAAGUAGUACUGCCUUGACAUCAGUGGACAGAGGCAACUGUCAAUGAAAAUACAAAAGGGUAUCUCUAAAAGCUGCUUCCGUUUCCCCAAAAUGAAUGUGUUCAACAGAAACUUCCACUGAAGCAACACACGGGUGGUAACGCUUAGAUAACACAAUCACAAUGGCAUUCAUGUAACUAUUUAGUAAGUUAUUCUUGUAUCGACUACAUGGUGGUGUGGCAAUGGACUUGUAUAAAAUUGUUUUAGCUUCUUUAAAGACGUUAAACAUAUUGGACUCUGUACAGUUCGUUUUUUACAAUUUUUUGUACAAAGUGAUUUAACAGGGAAAUAACGAACCAGCCAUGACAAUAGAGUUUUUUUUAUUCGCAACCACUUUCGGCGGUUCCGCGUGCCAUCUCCCGGCCCCGUAUGCACUACAUUUAUACAUCAGUUUCUGGAAGUCGUGAGGUUGUAUUUAAGGUGCUACCUGUGAAGAAUUGUUUUCAGGUCUUCCAAGGAAGCAUUUGAAAUAUGAAGUCACGGUUGCUAGAAACUGGUGCAUAAAUGAGGUGCAUAUGCGACAUGAAAAUGGCACACUGUAUUUCCGAAACUGGUUGUGAUAAAAAAUAACUUUUCAAACUGCUCUCCUGUUUGGCGUUUUUCCUUGUUAAAUUACUUGACAAAUUGCUGUGCUGCGUCCACAAUGGAUAAGCAUAGAUCUUGUAAAUUGAUGACUACAAAAGAUUACCUUUUUGCGUAUGGA
Schistocerca gregaria is the source of this 4713-nucleotide messenger RNA. Its product is annotated as synaptic vesicle membrane protein VAT-1 homolog. The coding region runs from base 48 to 1334 and encodes 428 amino acids. The record is from RefSeq and is a predicted model, not a curated record. Lineage: Eukaryota; Metazoa; Arthropoda; Insecta; Orthoptera; Acrididae. Gene Ontology annotation, molecular function: oxidoreductase activity. The transcript has 8 exons.